Molecule: messenger RNA, 2844 nt
Organism: Gastrolobium bilobum
Lineage: Eukaryota; Viridiplantae; Streptophyta; Magnoliopsida; Fabales; Fabaceae
Product: receptor-like protein EIX2
Exons: 3
Coding region: 31-2652 (873 amino acids)
Molecular function (GO): protein binding
Source: RefSeq, a predicted model, not a curated record
AUCAGUCAUUGUUCUCUUGUUCCAUGAACCAUGGUCACUUUUACUUCACAAUUUUCAUUUCUUUGGCUUUUGUUUUUAUUUACAACCACAAUCCACAUAAGCAUGUCUAGCAAUCACAGGGCUGUUCAUUGCAACAAGAAGGAUCGAGAGACACUAUCAAUCUUCAAACAAGGCAUAACCAAUAGUUCAGACCAUCUUUCAACAUGGUCAAACGAAGAAGAUUGCUGUGCAUGGAAAGGAGUCCAGUGCGACAACAUUACAGGCAGGGUUACAAAGCUUGAUCUUCAAAGAUUCUCUUUGAAAGGUGAAAUAAACUUAUGUUUGCUAGAACUUGAAUUUCUGAAUUACUUGGAUUUGAGCUACAAUUACUUUGAUGUGAUAAGUAUUCCACCUAGUCCUCACAAUGUCACAUUUGCCUCUAACCUUCUUUACCUUGACUUAUCCUGGAAUUACGGUUUUCUUCAAAUGGAUAAUCUUCAUUGGCUUUCUCCACUUUCUUCCUUGAAAUAUCUCAACCUCAGUUAUAUCGAUCUUCACAAAGAAACCAACUGGCUUCAGUUGGUGGCAAUGCUUCCUUCAUUGUCAGAGUUACGCUUGAGGGAUUGUAGCCUAAGCUACAUCAGCCCAUCACUCAAGUAUGUGAAUUUUACUUCACUUGUUACUCUUGAUCUCUCUUUCAACAAUUUCAACUCUGAAUUACCAUACUGGUUGUUUAAUCUCAGCAGUGGCAUCUCUCAUCUUGAACUUCAUUACCAUACUGGAAAUAAUCUUCAAAUGGAUAAUCUUCAUUGGCUUUCUCAACAUUCUUCCUUGAAAUAUCUCGACCUCAGCGGAAACAUCAGCCCAUCUCUUAAGUAUGUGAAUUUUACUUCACUUGUAACUCUUGAUCUUUCUAACAACAAUUUCAACUCUGAAUUACCAUACUGGUUGUUUCAUCUCAGCAGUACUGACAUAUCCUAUCUCGACCUUUCGUAUAACAGUAUACAUGGUGAAAUACCUUCGAGUUUGUUAAACCUACAGAAUCUGAAUUACCUUGAUCUAUCAGGGAACAAACUCGAAGGAUCAAUUCCUAAUUGGUUUGGCCAACAAGAACAUCUGCAGUCCCUUGAUCUAUCCAACAACCUAUUUUCUGGUUCCUUUCCCUCAGCACUUGAAAAUUUGUCAUCCUUAGUUUCCCUAAGUAUUGGCUCUAAUUCCUUCUCCGGUGCAAUAUGUGAACCAUUUUUAUCCAAACUCUCUAAAUUAGAAGACUUGGACUUGAGCAAUUCCACUUUUGCAUUCCAUUUGGAUCCUGAAUGGAUUCCUCCAUUUCAACUUAGUGGUCUUUCUUUGGGAAAUACAAAUCAAGGUCCCAACUUUCCAUCGUGGAUAUAUACACAGAAUUCAUUACAAUGGCUAGAUAUAUCAAGCUCUGGAAUUUCAUCCGUAGAUGGAGACAUGUUUAGGAGCUUCAUAGCAGGACAUUAUUGGUCGUAUCUCAGUAUGUCCAAUAGUUCAAUCAGUGAAGACAUAUCGAACGUUACGUUGAAUUGUUCGUUUAUAAGGUUGGACCAUAAUAAUUUCACUGGAGGGCUCCCACAUAUAUUGCCAAAGGCCACUGAUGUGGAUUUAUCUGACAACUCCUUCUCAGGACCAAUUCCUCGUGGUUGGGAGAACUUGAAUAACUUGGUGUACAUUAACCUGUGGAGUAAUAGAUUAUCCGGUGAAGUUAUAGUGGACCUCUCAAACUUUAUGAAUUUAGAGGUUAUGAUCCUUGGAAAAAAUGAAUUUUCUGGAACUAUACCGAUUAAGAUUCCACAGAAGUUACAAGUGAUGAUAUUGAGAUCUAACCAUUUCGUGGGUAAUAUUCCACCCCAGCUAUUCAAUCUCUCUACUUUGUUUCACCUGGAUCUUUCCCUAAAUAAACUUUCAGGAUCUAUGCCUCGGUGUGUGUUUAAUGUUACUCGUAUGGCUACAGAUUAUUAUCCCUCGUAUGGCAUGUUGGGUGGUUACGUAAUCCUUUUGCAUACAAAAGGUCAAGAUUAUGAUGAUUAUGAAGUCAAUCCAGAUAGGCGAACUAUUGACCUUUCAGCUAACAACUUGUCUGGAAAAAUUCCCUUAGGAUUAUAUGGGUUAACCGAAAUCCAAACAUUGAACUUAUCUCACAAUCAUUUCACGGGAACAAUACAAAAGGAGAUUGGGGAUAUGAAAAAUUUGGAAUCUCUUGAUCUCUCCAAUAAUAACCUUUAUGGAGAGAUUCCUCAGAGCAUGGCUGGUUUGUCUUUUCUUGGUUAUUUGAACCUAUCAUGCAACAAUUUUAAUGGACAAAUCCCGAUAGGGACUCAACUUCAAAGUUUUAAUGCAUCGAGUUAUAUUGGGAAUCCAGAAUUCUGUGGAGCUCCUCUUUCAAAUUGUAUCACACAAGAAGAAAUUCCUAAAGAUACAAACAAAGAUGCAGAGAACGAAGAUGGGGGCAUAGAAAGAGAGUCACUGUGUCUUGGGAUGGGAGUUGGAUUUGCAGUGGGCUUUUGGGGGAUUUGUGGUUCAUUCCUUCUCAUUAGGAAAUGGAGACAAACAUAUUAUCGGUUCCUUGAUCACAUGGGUGACCAACUUUAUGUUACGUUGAUGGUAAAGUUCAACAACUUUCGUAAAGCAGAGGUACCUGCGAGUUGAGGAGGACUCUUUGCAAGAAGACGACGACGACGACUCAUCUCCCGCUACUUUGUUGGAUUCGGAUGCUUUAUAAUUUUCUAUGGUUUAGCGAUUUGGACUUGGGUCAUGAAUAAGUGUUGCGACUUGAGAUUUUUUUAACUUAUUUAUAUUCUGUUGUGACUGAGUGUAUUAUAAUUAGUGAUGUGAUGAGAA